AUGUCGCUGGCGGCAAUCAACCCCACCACCUCCACCGGCCGCCGCCGCCCAUCCGUGAAGCUCCUCAUCACUUCAACCGACUGCGACCCGAGAACCGAACUCUCCUUCCCCUACCCCUCUCAGCCCACCGUCACCUGGAACAACCUCGUCGAAGCCCUAUCCAACCGAAGCUACUGCUUCGCCACACGCCAUCUCCCGAGCCUCUCCUCCUCCUCCUCCUCACGAAACCCAAGACCCGCCUUCCUCAUCCUCAACGGCUCGAAAAAAGCCGCCUUCUUCUACACCAACAACGAAGGCAACGACUACCAAAUCACCUACGACGAGUCUCUCAUGGACGGUCUGCCGUCAGACGGGACCCUCGACGUGCUGCCGAGAUUCCACCUCUUCGAAUCCCUGCCAGAGGAUCUCCAGGUGGCGGUGGCCGAGCGGCUCGAUGCGGCUGGCCUGGCCAUGAUGCGGUGCGUCAGCCGCAAGUGGAGGCGGUUCAUGUGGUGGCGGCGGCCGGAGAUUGAAGAGCCGGGAGAGGGGAGACUCGUUUUCCGGCUGGUUCAGGCCGCCUGUUUUGUGAUUGCCUCGUACAUUAUUGUUAAAGAAGUCGGGCCUGUGUGA
This is a messenger RNA of Striga asiatica, 609 nucleotides long. NCBI's taxonomy places the organism in Eukaryota, Viridiplantae, Streptophyta, Magnoliopsida, Lamiales, Orobanchaceae. The record is from the annotation of a GenBank genome assembly.